CUUCGCAGGAAAAUAGGAAGGAAGAGGCGACUCAGGCGAUGGAAUAAUGGAUGCUCCGAUGAUCGGCUGCCGCCUGCCGUUAGGCGCUGGUCUGAAGGACGACGGAUGACGGUCGAUAUCGGAUGCGUCGACGGUGGCCUGAUGGGAUUGUCGAUUGAUAUAAGAUUACAUGUGUAUCGCAAGGGUUUUGACCCAACAUACCUGCGAUGGAAACGGCAUGGAGAGUUAGAAAAUCCUUGCAGCUCUAGCUAUACUCAUAAUGAACAAGUCGAGGAUGAUAUUCACGACAUCCACAAUCUUGAGGUUGAAAUGGAAGAUGAGUUAGGGGCCACUCAAGAUGUUCCUCCUGAUAAAGUCGUCAUUGAUGAAGAGCGUGAUAUAGGGCAUAUCUACGAGCGGUUGUUUCGAGGCUUGUGGGAUUCAAGUUCUCGAGUUGUAAACGGUUUGUUAAGCACCCGUAAGCUUAACGGAAGUAGUGGUAGCUUCGAGAGAGUCUCUCGGGGAACUGGACUAGCCACGAGCAGCCAAUUCAGCGUAACUUCUCCACCGAAUUCGCUCCUCAUUCAAUCUCCAACGGAAGAAUGCCAAUGGGAAGAAUCCUCUUGCUAUAAAUGGGAGAGGAAUUGCAAUCGGAAAAAAAGGGGGAAAAAGGAACGACAAAAGAGCGGCGGCUUAGGCCGCGUGGGGAACAAGUCUCUUCUUGUGGCUUUUCCUAAUGCAAUGCAGGUUCUAGAUGUUUCUAUCACUUCAGGGCAAGGUAAGAAAUGCGGAGAUGGCAUUGGACCUCUACCUUUGGAAGAGGUGUUCUCCCCUCUGUUGGCAGGGGGCUUAAACAGUUCAGUAGACAAGGAAGAUCAUGGUACUUUCCUGCAGCAGGAAGAUUCUCCAUUUGUUGAGCCAGCUAGAAACUUACUCAGCCACGAAGAGCAGAUGUUAAUCGACGGGCUUCUCAACCAAACUAUGAGGGUGGAAGCUUCAAAUUGGAAGGACUCUAUUCAACCGGAGCUUGAUCUUAUGUUAACAAAUGACAAUGUGGAAGAACAGGCAGGAGGAGACUUUCAGAAAUAGUAUUAGAUGCUUAAGCCCAUUUUCGAACAACAUAUUAGCGAUGACUUUGAGAACUCCCUUUGGAUGAUCAAGGAAGAAUUACCUUCGCCCUUCAUCAUGGAUAAGAUCCAAAAGGGGCUUGUUUCAACGCUUCAGGGUAAGGCUUUAAAAGAAACUAGGGAGGCUAUGAAGAGUGCACAAUGCAUUAGAGCUAUUAAGCUGAAAGGUACGCGACAUCCAAUUCUUCUAGCCUGCGCCAACAUUGACGUACCGAUCAUUACGCCAUUGUCUUAACAUCUCAUCGACUACGAGUGAAAGGGAGGUGAUACCGGCCCAACGCACACGGAUGACGAACAGGACGGCCCAAGGGAAGUAACGCGACCGCGCAGAAACAUAC
Messenger RNA from Cuscuta campestris, 1444 nucleotides. The record is from the annotation of a GenBank genome assembly. NCBI's taxonomy places the organism in Eukaryota, Viridiplantae, Streptophyta, Magnoliopsida, Solanales, Convolvulaceae.